Oncorhynchus masou masou (cherry salmon) is the source of this 5542-nucleotide messenger RNA. RefSeq names its product syntaxin-11-like. Gene Ontology annotation, cellular component: SNARE complex; plasma membrane; endomembrane system. Lineage: Eukaryota; Metazoa; Chordata; Actinopteri; Salmoniformes; Salmonidae. The record is from RefSeq and is a predicted model, not a curated record. Gene Ontology annotation, biological process: exocytosis; intracellular protein transport; synaptic vesicle fusion to presynaptic active zone membrane. Bases 152 to 1057 code for a protein of 301 amino acids. Gene Ontology annotation, molecular function: SNAP receptor activity; SNARE binding. The transcript has 2 exons.
AGUUCAGAAUAACUCACCUGUUCCAUCCACUUUCAUCAUUGGACAUAUUUAGUCACCACCUGCGUUUUCUGUGUUCUUGAGGUCACUUUAGAGUAAAAGAGAAGAAGAAAUGUAACAUAUUUGGACGACCAAAAUUCAUCAUAUUGGAAGGAUGAAAGAUAGAUUUGGCCAACUUCAGGAUGCGUUGGACGAGCCUGGAGGAGGAGGAGAUUACACCAAUGAGGCCUUCACCAAUGUGGACCUGGACCUAAAUGACCUGUCUGCCCAUUCGGGCAGGAACCGUGCAACAGUGGCGCCUGACAACGACCCUGAGCUGAAUAGCAUCCUCCAGGAGGCCCAAAGUGUUCGGCAGGAGAUCCAACAGAUCCAGGAAGACCAUGCCCAGCUCCGGGACCAGAACUACCACGCCUUGAACAAGACAUUUAUGGACGACACCAGUGAUGUGAUCAGGGACGCCAACUACAUUGCAACAGACAUCAAGGCCAGAGGAGGGGCUGUGUUGCAGAGGCUACACAGGAUGAACAGGGAGACCAGGAAGCUGGAGGUUCAGCGAGGUAGCACUGACCACGUGGUACGCAUCGCACGGACGCAGUACACCAACCUGAGCACCACCUUCAGGGAAGUGAUGUUCGACUACAACGAGACAGAGCUGGGACACAGGGAGAACUGUAAGAAACUGAUCCAGAGACAGAUGGCGAUUGUGGGCAGAGACGUCACGUCUGAGGAGGUUGAGGAGAUGAUGGAGAGCGGGCAGCAGUUGAAUAUCUUCAACGCCCUGGCUGAUGGGACGGCCCAGUCGGCACUGACGCAGAUCGCUAGUAGACACAAAGAGCUGCUUGACCUGGAGAAGAGGAUCCAGGGUGUUCAAGAGCUGUUUCUGGAUGUGGCUGUGCUGACAGAGGAACAGGGAGCGGUGCUCAACAACAUCGAGACCAACGUACAAAAGACGGAGGCACCUAUUGCGGAUGCCAGGGUUCAACUGAACAAAGCCAAAAGAUAUGACAAGAACAAUCCCAUCAAGAAACUGUGCUGUUGCUGCUUUCCAUGUUGCAAAUGAUUGUAUAUCUCGUCUGAUACAUUGUGUAUGUGAUACAUUCAUUAUCUUGAUAUUAAUGUAAAUAAUAUGAUUUUUUUUAAAGAAAGCAGUGGGACUGGGAGGUUGUCCUGCAAUAAGGCCAGGUAACGAUGGAUAACCAUUGCCAGGAGGGAAAUACUGUAUGAAGAAUGCAUAGAAGGGCCUAAAAACUCUCUGGACUACCAACCAAACGACACUUUCAAUCAAAAGAACAUUGCAUUGAGUUUGCAGAGAGUCUGAACUCUUUCUAUUCUAGGUUUGAUAAUCUGGACAUUAGUACUGAGAAGGAUGAGCUGCUGUGUGAACUCUUAUCAUUAGCACAAUGGGAAGCUGAUUUGGUAAUAGAGGAAGCAGAUGUUGAUAGGGUUUUAAAAUUAAUAGCAGUAAACAGUCACCUAAUAAUAGUAAUAGCAGUAAAGGUCACCUAAUCAUCCCCAGAUUACAAUUGGCUCAUUCAUCCCCUCCUCUCCCCUGUAACUAUUCCCUAGGUCGUUGCUGUUAAUGAGAAUGUGUUCUCAGUCAACUUACCUGGUAAAAUAAUAAAACAAAACAAAAAAACAAAGCCACUGGCCCAGGUAACAUUAGUAACCAUGUUCUGAAGUCCUGUCACAAUGACUUGUCAGGUGUGUUCUGUGAGCUGAAUGCCACCAAGAUCAAAGACCUUGCCAUAGAUUUUAGAAGGAAACAUCAGCUCCAAAGGCAAUCAACAUCGGUGACCAGAGCAUUGAACAGGUGGAUGAGAAUAAGUAUCUUUGCACAAUAGUUUACAAUAAGCUAAACUUUGGAGCCAACUGUGGGCAAGUGUUAUCAAAAUGUCAAUCAUUGUUAAUAAUCCAUUUGUUUUACAGAUGUUUUAUUGCGUCUGUCAUAACAUUUAGUUUAGUUUCCUGGUUUGGCUCCAUCACAUGGGCAAGUCAGAAUACCUUGUGGAGUACCAGUGGUAAGAUUAAAGGGAGAAGCCAAAAGGUGCCCCUGAGACAUUUACUAAUACCACACAUACAAGAGGGGUAAUACAUAAUUUGGGAUCAAGCACAUCCGCUGAACAACCAGUAUGCAAUACUGCCAUCAGGGUGCAGACUCAGGUCUUUAACUCUUAAAACCAAGAGAAGCACUAACAGUUUUGUACCGGCAUCAGUACGGCUUUUAAAGAUAUCAAUUUGUCUCUGUGAAUGGUUUGUCCUCUGACAAAUGAACUGUACAUUUCGGUGUUCCUCAAGGCUCCAUUUUAGGACCACUAUUGUUUUCACUAUAUAUUUUACCUCUUGGUAAUGACAUUCGGAAACAUAAUUUUAACUUUCACUGCUAUGCGGACGACACACAGCUGUACAUUUCGAUUAAACAUGGUGAAGCCCCAAAAUUGCCCUCCCUGGAAGCCUGUGUUUCAGACGGGAAGUGGAUGGCUGAAAAUGUUUUACUUUUAAACUCGGACAAAACAGAGAUGCUAGUUCUAGGUCCCAAGAAACAAAGAGAACUUCUGUUGAAUCUGACAAUUAAUCUUGAUGGUUGUACAGUCGUGUCAAAUAAAACUGUGAAGGACCUCGGCGUUACACUGGACCCUAAUCUCUCUUUUGAUGAACAAAUCAAGACUGUUUCAAGGAUAGCUUUUUUUCAUCUACGUAACAUUGCAAAAAUCAGAAACUUUCUUUCCAAAAACGAUGCCGAUAAAUGAAUCCAUGCUUUUGUUACUUCUAGGUUAGACUACUGCAAUGCUCUACUAGAACCCCAAAAAAUUAUCAUAUUACUCCAGUGCCAGCCUCUCUACACUGGCUUCCUGUUAAGGCAAGGACUGAUUUCAAGGUUUUACUGCUAACCUACAAAGCAGUACAUGGGCUUGCUCCUACCUAUCUUUCCGAUUUGGUCCUGUGGUACAUACCUACAUGUAUGCUACGGUCACAAGACGCAGGCCUCCUAAUUGUCCCUAGAAUUUCUAAGCAAACAGCUGGAGGCAGGGCUUUCUCCUAUAGAGAUCAAUUUUUAUGGAAUGGUCUGCCUAUCCAUGUGAGAGACACAGACUUGGUCUCAACCUUUAACCUCUCUAGGGUACGUGGCAAAUUAGUGUCCCACCUCGUCAACAGCCAGUGAAACUGCAGGGCGCCAAAUUCAAAACAACAGAAAUCCCAUAAUGUCCAAAUACCAACUUUUUGUUAGCGCCUUUAAUACACAAUCCAAACUCAUGACGCGCGGUCACUAGCAGCAGAUGAAAAGUCAAAAAAUUCUGUUACAGUCAGUAUAAACAUGUACAAAAUGAUGUAUAGAAUCAAUCUUUAGGAUAUUUUUAACAUAAAUCUUCAAUAAUGUUCCAACCGGAGAAUUCCUUUGUCUGUAGAAUUGCAAUGGAACAGAGCUAACUAUUAGGUGAACGCGCGAGACUGAGCUCGUGGCUCUCUGGCAGACCUCUGACUCAUUCCCCUCUCAUUCCCCCCACUUCACAAUAUAAGAAUCAAACAAGGUUCUAAAGAAUGUUGACAUCUAGUGGAAGCCUUAGGAAGUGCAAUAUGACCCCAUAGACACUGUGUAUUCGAUAGGCCAAGAGUUGAAAAACUACAAACCUCAGAUUUCCCACUUCCUGGUUCGAUUUUUUUCUCAGGUUUUUGGCUGUCAUAUGAGUUCUGUUAUACUCACAGACAUCAUUCAAACAGUUUUAGAAACUUCCGAGUGUUUUCUAUCCAAUACUACUAAUAAUAUGCAUAUAUUAGCAUCUGGGACUGAGUAGGAGGCAGCUUACUCUGGGCACGCUUUUCAUCCAAAAGUGAAAAUGCUGCCCCCUACCUUAGAGAAGAUGAGUCUUUAUUGAAGACUCAUCUCUUCAGUAGGUCCAAUGAUUGAGUGUAGUCUGGCCCAGGAGUGUGAAGGUGAACGGAAAGGCACUGGAGCAAAAAACCGCCCUUGCUGUCUCUGCCUGGACGAUUCCCCUCUCUCCUCUGGGAUUCUCUGCCUCAAACCUUAUUACAGGGGCUGGGACAUUGGCUUACUUGUGCUCUUCCAUGCCAUCCCUAGGAGAGGUACGUCACUUGAGUGGGUUGAGUCACUGACGUGAUCUUCCUGUCAGGGUUGGUGCAGGGUUGUGCCAUGGGGGAGAUCAUCGUGGGCUAUACUCGGCCUUGUCUCAGGAUGGUAAGUUGGUGGUUGGAGAUAUCCCUCUAGUUGGUGUGGGGGCUGUGCUUUGGCAAAGUGGGUGGGGUUAUAUCCUGCCUGUUUGGCCCUGUCCGGGGGUAUAGUCGGAUGAGGCCACAGUGUCUCCGGACCCCUCCUGUCUCAGCCUCCAGUAUUUAUGCUGCAAUAGUUUAUGUGUCGGGGGGCUAGGGUCAGUCUGUUAUAUCUGGAGUAUUUCACCUGUCUUAUCCGGUGUCCUAUGUGAAUUUAAGUGUGCUCUCUAAUUCUCUCUCUUUUUCUCUUUCUUUCUUUCUUUCUUUCUCUUUCUUUCUUUCAUUCUCUCUCUCGGAGGACCUGAGCCCUAGGAACAUGCCUCAGGAUUACCUGGCCUGAUGUCUCCUUGCUGUCACCAGUCCACCUGGUGUGCUACGGCUCCAGUUUCAACUGUUCUGCCUGCGGCUAUGGAACCCUGACCUGUUCACUGGACGUACUACCUGUCCCAGACCUGCUGUUUUCAACUCUCUAGAGACAGCAGGAGUGGUAAAGAUACUCUGAAUGAUCGGCUAUGAAAAGCCAACUGACAUUUACUCCUGAGGUGCUGACCUGUUGCACCUUCUACAACCACUAUGAUUGUUAUUAUUUGACCCUGCUGGUCAUCUAUGAACAUUUGAACAUCUUGGCCAUGUUCUGUUAUAAUCUCCACCCAGCACAGCCAGAAGAGAACUGGCCAUAGCAUGGUUCCUCUCUAGGGUUCUUCCUAGGUUCUGGCCUUUCUAGGGAGUUUUUCCUAGCGACUGUGCUUCUACACCUGCAUUGCUUGCUGUUUGGGGUUUUAGGCUGGGUUUCUGUACAGCACUUUGUGACAUCAGCUGAUGUAAGAAGGGCUUUAUAAAUACAUUUUAUUGUUUUGAUUGAAAUGGAAAUUGAUGUAUGUUUAUCUUGUAUAGUAUGGCUCUUAUGUUUAUAUGUUUACUAUAUAUCUGUAUCUUAUCUGACUUGCCACAACAAGGGGUUCUUUCUGGAAAAAUAAAGUGAUUAUAUUCUAUAACAGAACCAUUGCAAAGCACCAAAUAUCAGCUCAUGAUCUGUUUCCAGAUUUCAGAAAGUAUUCACACCCUUGUACUUUUUCCAAGUGUUGUUGUUACAGCCUGAAGUUAAAAUUGAUUAAAUUGAGUUUGUAUGUCACUGGUCUACACACAAUACCCCAUACUGUCAAAGUGGAGUUAUGUUUUUAGAAAUGUUUACCCAUUUUCAAAAAUGAAAAGCUGAAAUUUCUUGAGUCAAUAAGUUUGCAAUCCUUUUGUUAUUGCAAGCCUAAAUAAGUUCAGGAGUAAGAAUGUGUUUAUCAAGUCAAAUAAUAUGUUGCAUGGACUU